AUGUACAUCAAUUGGGUGUUCGAAUAUGUUCCCAAAAUCUUCUUCGUACUUUCGCUAACUUUCAACUUCAUCUUCAUUUACUUGAACAUCUCGGAUAGCAAAAAGGUUCUUGGGAAAUAUCGAUUUGUGCUUCUCGCCUUUUCAAUUUUCAAUUCAGUUUAUUCGAUAGUUGAGAUAACUAUGCCAAUUGUAGGUUAAAUUUUUCAAAUUUUUUCAAAACAAAAAAGUGAGCAAAUUAUUCAGGCUAGCUUCGGACGUGACAUGCUUGUAUUAGUCUACCUUCCGGGCGGUCCCUUCGAGGAGGUAGGUCCGGACAAACGGGCGGGAUCCUAAAUUUCAUAAAUACAGAGCGAGACAUUCGGCCAGCUGGCAGUUUCGAUUCGGUGCGGUUUCAUUUCAUUGAGUUAUGGUAUCUUGACAAUUCAUUUCAUCUAUCGAUACUUUGCCUUGUUCAAUCCGCAGAUGAAUGAUACAAUGACAAGUAAACAUGGUAUAGCGGGAUUGUCGAUAUUUUUUAUAAUGCACGGUGUACUUUGGUCAGGGGUAGGCUUUUAUUUUCAUGAACAACUAUUUCUGAUAGAUUUUGGCUCGCUAUGACGUGGCAAAGUUAAACAUUUUCGAAAAAAAUGUAAAGAGUUCUGAAAUUUACUUUUGAUGAAACAUGGUGAGAAAUAGUAAUUCGACCAUGCUGAAAACGAUUCCGAAGUCAAAAAGUUUGGAAAUCCAAAUGAUAGCUCAGAGUGCGUUAUAGCUAUGUUUAACUUCAGAAUCGUUUUCAGCAUGGUCAAAUUACUAUAUUUCACAGUGUUUCAUUAAAAGUUAAAACCCCCGAUUGCAGGUUUGUGAAACAUUGGUCUACGCAACCGACGAGGGUCGUGAUAGAGUUCGCGAAUUCUUUAUUGCACGAUACAACGCGGACAUCUCGAAAAUCUCAUUCAUCAAUAUAUUUUGGUGGAGUCAAGAUCCGUAUGCGAUGUAUCGAAGUUGGCUGGCGAUUCUUGUUGUCACAACAAUCUCAGCCUGUUCGAUUUCAACGUAUUGUAUUCUAGGAUACAAGGUAUAGACAGAAAUAGAAACAAAAACCGAUGAAAUAUCUAUUCAGAUAGUGAACAAGCUACGAAGCGUCGAAACAAUCUCCCAUCAAACACGAAAAUUGCAUCGUCAACUAUUCAAAACUCUUGUGAUUCAAACACUCAUCCCAAUUUUCAUCUCAUUUCUCCCGUGUUUUAUCAAUUGGUUCUUGCCGCUGUUCGGAAUAGAUAUCUGGAAUUGGGGCAACUUUGGGAUUGUUGCACUUUCCGCGUUUCCAUUUUUAGACGCUGUGGCGAUUAUGAUUCUUCUUCCAGUUUAUCGAAACAGGUUCCGAUUGCGGAAAGGUUCUUUGGAAACAAGUUUCAAAAUAUCCACCUUUUCAAAAUAA
This is a messenger RNA of Caenorhabditis angaria, 1420 nucleotides long. NCBI's taxonomy places the organism in Eukaryota, Metazoa, Nematoda, Chromadorea, Rhabditida, Rhabditidae. The record is from the annotation of a GenBank genome assembly.